AUGAGUAAUAUAUUAAAUAAUGAUUUCUUUAAAUUGGAUAGGUUUCUUUGUAAUAAUGGGAGUGAUGAGGGGGAUAACAGUUUAUUGAUGAUAGGUGUAAAUUUGUUAUUAUUAUUUUCUAUGUUUUUAUAUGGUAUAAAUUAUAUAUUAAUGAAAUAUUUUAUAAAGAUAAAAGGAUCUAUUUAUAUCUUCAUUAUAUUAAGAACAGCUUUAACAAUACCUUUGAUGAUUUAUAUGUUCAUUUCCAAAAAACCAUGUUCUCAAAAUAAAAAAUUAUUAGAUCAGGAUAUGAAAGAAAUUGAUACUGAGAUGAAUAGUUAUGAAAAGGAUUUAGAGCUAGCUAAUCCAAAUGAGGAAAGUAAGACAAGUAGAAAAUAUGGUUGGUCAUCAAAGAAUAAGAAAAAACAUAAAAACAAAAAUACAUCGCAUGGUAAUGAUAAGAGCAAUAAUAAUGAUAAAAACAAUAAUGAUAUUAUUAAUAAUAAUAUAAGUGUAAAUAAAAAUAAAUGUAUACAAAACAAUAUAGAGGAAAAUUCUGGUUGUAAUUUUUUUAAUAAAUUAUUUUGGAAUGAAGAAAAAUUAAUACCAAAGGCAGCUUAUAUGCCUAUGUUAAUAUUAUCAAUAACCGGUGCGUUAAGACAAGUUAUUGUAAUAGUUGCUUUACAAUAUACAGAUUCACAUAAUGUUGCUAUAAUUCAACCGACUAUACCAAUUUUCACAGCUUUAAUAUCUUAUUAUUUAAAAAUAGAAAAAAUGAAUUAUAUAACAGCUUUUUCUAUUUUUUUAUCAUUUUUUGGAUUAGCUAUAACGGCAGAAAUAUGGAACCUUAAAACAUUUGAUUUAGGUUUCUAUUUAUUAUUAACAGUACCUAUUACUAAAGGAUUACAAGUUAUAUAUAUUAAUGUAGCUACUAAAUAUGUAAAUAAUGAUAUUAUACAAUUUUCUCAAAUGUUUUUCUUAUUAAUAAUAACUUUACCAUUUGGAAUAUUAGGAGAAAUUUUUAUUAAUCAAAAUUAUAAUAUUCUUCAAGAAACAUAUGAAUUAAAUAUGAGACAAUUUCUUUGUAUCUUAUAUUCAACAAUAGCUAUCAUUAUCUUAUGUUGGAAAAUACAAAUUAUUGCACUCAAUUAUUUAACACCCAUAACAGUUUCUUUAUACCAAUCCUUUCAACCAUGUUUUACUUUUGUCUUAGCAAGGCUCUUUCUUAAUGAAACUAUAAAUGCUACCAAAAUUAUUGGAACCAUUUUUAUUAUUUUGUCCUUGUUUCUAUAUCAAUAUGGUUGUAACAAACAUUCCAAAAAGUGA
This is a messenger RNA of Plasmodium falciparum 3D7, 1305 nucleotides long. RefSeq names its product DMT family transporter (gene DMT1). NCBI's taxonomy places the organism in Eukaryota, Apicomplexa, Aconoidasida, Haemosporida, Plasmodiidae. Gene Ontology annotation, cellular component: membrane; plasma membrane. The record is from RefSeq and is a predicted model, not a curated record.